UCCAGGUUGGCGAGCUCAGAAGCAGCUAGACUUCCCCCUGCACGCGGGCCCAGUGGGCGCCCCGCCCCCCAACGGAACGGCGCACCCCCGGCUCAGCGCGGUGGUAGGGCCCGGCGGCAACGUCACCCAUUGUUUACAAAUCAACCCGAGCCGGUAGGAUUCCGGCUCCCGCGGCUGCAGGCGCUCCCCGCGAGUGUCUGGUGGGCUCCCGCUUCCGCGUCCGCCCCGGCCCCGGCCCCGGCCCGGUCCCCGCUUCGGCCUCACCCCCGCGCCCCGCUCCGCCGCGACCCACCGAGUCCUGCCCGCCGCCGAACUCCGGGUGCCCGGGCAGGGGGCCAUGCCGUGCGGGAGGGAGGAAGAAGAGGAAGCCGGCGAGGAAGCGGAGGGGGAGGCGGCGGAGGAGGAGGAGGACAGCUUCCUCCUGCUGGAGCAGUCGGUGACGCUGGGCGGCUCGGGCGAGGUGGACCUGCUGGUGGCCCAGAUCGGCGAGACGCUGCAGCUGGACGCGGCGCAGGACAGCCCGGCCUCCCCGUGCGCGCCCCCGGGGCCGCCGCUGCAGCCCCCGCGGCCUCCGGCGUCGGUGCGGGCGGACAAGGCCCGGCCGCCGGCGCUGCCUCUGCUUCUGCCGCCGGCGCCGGCCGAGUCGGUGGGCCCGGCGCCCCCGGGAGCCCUGCGCUGCGCCCUCGGGGACCGCGGCCGCGUGCGGGGCCGGGCUGCGCCCUACUUCGUGGCCGAGCUCGCCGCAGGCCCCAGCGCGCUGUCCGCACUGGCCCCUCAGCCCGGCCUUGACGGGCCUUCGGGAGCGGACAAGCCGGGCGCCCCGCAGCCGCUGUCGGGCCCGUGCCGCCGAGGUUGGCUGCGGGGCGCCGCCGCCUCUCGCCGCCUGCAGCAACGACGCGGGCCCCAGCCCGAAUCCCGCACCAGCGACGACGACCCGCACCGGCUCCUGCAGCAGCUGGUGCUCUCGGGGAACCUCAUCAAGGAGGCGGUGCGGAGGCUUCAUUCGAGACGGAUGCAGUUACACGCAAAGCUUCCCCAGCGCCCGCUCACCGGGCCUCUCUCGGCCCCAGUGCAUGAGCCCCCUUCGCCCCGCAGCCCUCGCGCGGCUUGCAGCGACCCCGGAGCGAGCGGGAGGAGGGCGCAGCUCAGAACUGGCGACGGCGUUCUUGUCCCUGGCAGCUAACACCCGGGGAGUGGCCACAGCGCCAGCCUCUGCCUGGAGGGCAAGGCAUUCCCCAGAGGGCUGCAUCCCUACUCCGACGGGUGAACUCGCGUUUUUGGAAGCGGGAAAAUAAGCUAAUGCAGACGGGGAAAGGAAAAACCGCGAAUAUUUUCGUGGGGGAACUAAUGGAGGACCCCGAUGCGUUUGAAAAACCGAAGGACUUGGCCCUCUUUGAGGCGGAUUACAGAACGCACCCCAAGCUCACAUUCAGUAGUGCUCCUUAUUUGGCGUGACGAGUCCCAGCGGCGUAGCGUAGCAACCUCUAGGGCCCUCCAUCCCGGCGACCAUGUGGCCACACUCCACGCGCCUCAGGAUCGCCGAGCGCCCAAAGGACGAGGACGAUCCCAGUUACUUGCUUUACCUUUUCAGGGCUGGUUCCUGAUCCACUGGGGGGAGGGAGGGGAACAGGAGUAGACCAUGAUUUCAGGGAGAACCUCAAACUGCCAGACUUGAAAAUUUACGACUCUUUAAAAAACCCAUCUCGCGUCUUGUGGGUGCUGGUUCUUAAUACAAAACACGCGGUACCAAGAAAGGACCAUUUGGGGAGUUGGAUAGGAGUAACGCGUGUUCUGCCUCCACUUUGCAGCUGGCUGCUGUUCUCAGAGCGGCGGGGGAAGGGCUCGCGCUCGGUGGGGAUGGGAGGCGGGGGCGGGCGGUGCUGCGGAAGGGUAAGGUGAGGCUCGGAGAGAACCUUCCUUCCUCUCUCAAGUGUUUGCGCAGCCGACCCCCUCCUCCUCGGGUUCAAGGUCACCGUUUUCUCCGCGCGCGCAGGGUUCCGGGGCUUCAGUAGUGCACAAGAGUUGCCGGGUUGUGCCUGUACUCGGGAGAAGUGCUGGGUGUUCUGCAAGUGCUGGAGUCUCUUAAGGACACGCGCACCGCGGCCACCGCGGGUGUGGGGAGGCGGGGACAUGCUGGGCGCCGGUGCCUUCCGCGGCGACCGCGCCCUGGGCUUUCAUAGAAACGGCCCAGUCUUACCUCGGGUCCCAGCACUCCCCCGCCCCCUCGGCUCUGCUGUCCUACUCCAGGCGGGUGGCGCUGGCGCUCCUGGGGGCCCGGGCUGGGGGUUGGGGAGACGCCACGUGACGGGCACUCCGGGGACACAGCCUCGCACAGCAGCUUAUAAUGGACUCUCCGGGGCCAUUUGCAAUAACAGCUGCAAUUCCCUGGAUAGACGGAGUUGAUUUCCUCCCUCUGCCCCUCCCCCAGCCAUGCCAGCUCGCCUUUGUAAGUGAAGGAAACCGAGUAGAAAAUGUGACCCUCCAAACGGAGAAGCUGCAGGCUUUGCCAUUGUGAAGCGUGGUGAAGUGUUUUUUAACAUACCGUUCGCUUACUCUGAGGGAUCGAAAACCGUGUCGUUGGUGUUUUAGUUUUAAACAAUUCAAUGGCUUGUUCAUCGUCCAGAUGUGGCUGUUGAGGUAUCUACACUUCGCACCGGAGUGUCAGGAAUUGUGGCUGUCCUGAUUAUAGGAUUUUAACUUAACUGAAAUAACUUGUUUUUAAUAAAUGCAUUGAGGUUUUUGUUAGG
Molecule: messenger RNA, 2747 nt
Organism: Mustela lutreola (European mink)
Lineage: Eukaryota; Metazoa; Chordata; Mammalia; Carnivora; Mustelidae
Gene: FRAT1
Product: FRAT regulator of WNT signaling pathway 1
Exons: 1
Coding region: 338-1183 (281 amino acids)
Biological process (GO): positive regulation of canonical Wnt signaling pathway
Cellular component (GO): cytoplasm
Source: RefSeq, a predicted model, not a curated record